Molecule: messenger RNA, 3116 nt
Organism: Drosophila arizonae
Lineage: Eukaryota; Metazoa; Arthropoda; Insecta; Diptera; Drosophilidae
Product: RUN and FYVE domain-containing protein 2
Cellular component (GO): cytoplasm
Molecular function (GO): metal ion binding
Source: RefSeq, a predicted model, not a curated record
GUUUUAUUAAGUAUAUAUUUAUAUAAUAAUAAAUAUAUAAAGUGCUUGUUAACGAACUGUGCUAAGCAACUGCUGAAAACCCUCAAGCCGAACUCAGCAACUUUUUCACUAAGUGCAACGCCAUGCGUGGACUAGUCGAGGAGACAAAGAAGUCAAAGCUUGGCACCACCAACACCACUACCAACAACAACAACAACAAUAACAACAACAGUAGCAGCAGCAGCAUGGGAAGUCGUGGCAAGGCUGCGCUAACCAGCGCCAGCUCAUCGCGACCCUUGAAGGGUGGUGGGACUAAAACGCCCACAACAACAACAGCAGCAGCAGUAGCAACAACAGCAGCAGCCACCGGUGUUGCAGCCAAGAAAUUGCCACAAGUCGGCGCAAAGUCCAAGGCAGCUGCAACAGCAACCACCAGCAGUAGCAGCACAGCGGGUAGCUCCGGCGCUAAGCCAGGCAUGGCAAAAGCAGUUAAGGCUUCGAAUCCAACCCCACAAGCGUCGCAGAUAGCAACAGUGGCUGUUGCAGCCGCAACCGCAACCGCACCUGCAUCUGCAACACCCCAACAGGCGCCGAUGCAGCCGUACAACAACAACAGCAGCAGCAGCAGCAACAACAGCAACAGCAGCACCACAAUUACCUUGCCAAAGGCAUCGCAUGCGAAUACUAGUGAGGAGCUGGCCGGUGGCGUCCAGGACACCAUAUAUCUUUGCAAUUUUCGCGUCUCUGUGGAUGGGGAAUGGCUGUGCCUCAAGGAGCUGCAGGACAUCGAUGUGGCCAACGGACAGAAGACUGUUGGUGGUGGCGCAGCUCUGCUAAAUACUGCAGCAUCAGCUGCUGGCGUUGGCGGUGGCGGUGGUAAUGGUGGUGUGACUGGAGUUGGUGGUGCGGGUCAUGUGCAACAUCGCACGCAAUCGCAGCAGCAGCAUCAUCAAUUCGGGCAGCGUAACAGCAAACGCUUUUCGGGCCUAUCGACGGGCAGCGCGGGAGGAUUCGAGGAUAACGGUAUUAUGGCAAUUGAAAAUCUAAUCGGUCGUCGUCUGUGCGACGUUGUCGGCUCAAAUGCACUUGCAACCGCACCGCAACAGCACCACAAAAAUGUGGGCCUCAUCGGUGGCACGUUAGCUGAGUGGUCGCAUCUCUCACGCGACACGGCCGAGAUUGAGCGCAGCAAUUUGGUCAACAUCUGCAAACUGGUGGUGAAGGAGCUGCUGGAGCAAUCUUUGCGGUAUGGCCGCAUGCUCGACUCGGACCAUUUGCCGCUGCAGCAUUUCUUCAUUGUCAUCGAGCAUGUGCUGGGCCAUGGCCUGCGACCCAAGAAGGGUCUGUUGGGGCCGCGCAAAGAGCUGUGGGAUCUGCUGCAAAGCGUCGAAAACUAUUGCCCCGAGGCGCAAGAUAUUACGGCCAGUGUUCGGGACUUGCCCACGGUGCGCACACACAUAGGACGGGCAAGGGCCUGGCUGCGCAUUGCCCUGAUGCAAAAGAAGCUAUCCGAUUACCUGCAGGCGCUGAUCGAGCAUCGCGAGGACUCACUGUUCGAAUACUACGAGCCGCACGCUCUGAUGAUGAGCGACGAGAUUGUUGUCAUAAUGGGCAUCCUGGUGGGCCUGAACGUCAUCGAUUGCAAUCUGUGCGUCAAGGAGGAGGAUCUCGACUCGCAACAGGGCGUCAUUGACUUUUCGCUAUAUCUACGCUCCAGCUCUCGCAAUGCUGAGGUUAAUGAGGAGUCUAAUGCGCCAGUCGCUCAACUAGAUGACGCCGGACAGGGCAAUAUGAUUGCCGUGCUGGACCAGAAGAACUAUAUCGAGGAGCUCAAUCGGCAUUUGAACGCCACUGUGGGCAACCUGCAGGCCAAGGUCGAGUCCCUGACCACCACCAAUGCCCUAAUGAAGGAGGAUCUGGCCAUAGCGCGCAACAGUUUGCUCGCCCUGCAGGCCGAGAAUCAAGCCAUGCGUCAGUCGGCCAGCCAACAGGCGGCUAUAAAUCAGUCGGACAACAGCUCCACAGGCAGUGGCAGCGAUAAGGACAAGGACAAAGAGAAGGACAAAGUAGAUGGCCUCAACACGCAGCUGGCGGAGGAGCGCAAGCGCUGUGCCGAGCUAGAAAAGGAGCUCAAUUUGCAGAUCUCGCUCAAGGCGGAGUCCGAUAUGGCCAUGAAGUUGCUGGAGAAGGACAUUCACGAGAAGCAGGACACGAUUGUCUCGCUGCGUCGUCAGCUGGACGACAUUAAGCAAAUCAAUCUGGAGAUGUAUCGCAAGCUGCAGGAUUGCAAUGCCUCGCUGACCCACAAAACGGAGCUAAUGAGUAAACUAGAGUGCCAAAAGGAAGAUAUGGCCAGCACAAUUGAACAAUUAGAGAAAAAAUGGACUAAUGAUAAGAGCAACUUGGGCGAGAUAUUGAAGACCACCUCUCAAACGCUGUCCACGCAGGUGAGCGCUUGCGAAGAACGUGCGGCACGGGCAGAGGCUGAGACGCGCAUUGAGCGGGAGUGGCGCGUAUCCUUGCAGGAAAAGGAGCUGAAGCUGAAGGAGAAGAUAGCGACGCUGCAGAUGUGCGUGAAGGAGCUCAAUGAGGAGAGGCAGAAGAACGAGAAGCUGAAGCUGGACUUGGAGAAGGUGCGCGCCCAAUGGUCGGAAGCGCAGACAACGCUCGAGGAGCUGGGCAUACAGCUGAGCGUUAGUAAGCUGAAAAUAUCAGAGUUCCAGGACAACGAACGACGUCAACUGCGGCAGCAGCAGCAGCUGCUCUCUGGCUCGUCGCAGUCGUUGCAGCAGACGCUGCCGGAGAAUCCAGUCAGCUCACCGGGCAUAUGGGCGCCCGAUUCCAUUGCCACUCACUGCACGGCCUGCACCAGGGAGUUCAAUUUGACGCGCCGGAAGCAUCAUUGUCGUAGCUGCGGCGAGAUCUUCUGCAAGGCCUGCUCCGAGCAUACCCUGCCUUUGCUCAACGCACAGGGUCAACCCGGCCGGCCGGUGCGUGUGUGCAAUGCGUGCUAUACGGCUACCUCUGGCAAGUGAUCCACAACGAAGCUCAUUUCCAUAUAUAAUAUUAAACAAUUGUAAGCUAUUUACGUAUAGUUUGUUAUAAACAAAUAUUGUUCAUCGUCAGUUUUUUUGGUA